GAAUUUUACAUAACCUCAAAAAAAAACAUAACCUCUGUUAUAAUAAAAUUAACUUAAAAGGAUCAUAAAAUAUCAAUAUAAACAUGAAUCCUCUAACGAAUAUGAAAAAUGUGAAAAAAUUGAGCGAACAAGAACUUAAUUUCAAAAAUAAAACAUCCUGGCAUGAUCAAUACCGUUCAAGUGCAUGGAUUUUCGUCGGAGGAUUCCCUUACGAGUUAACAGAAGGCGAUAUAAUCUGCAUUUUUUCCCAAUACGGUGAAAUUGUGAAUAUAAAUUUAAUUCGAGAUAAAGACACCGGGAAAUCGAAAGGUUUUGGAUUUAUAUGUUAUGAAGAUCAACGUUCGACGGAUUUGGCGGUUGAUAAUUUUAAUGGAAUCAAAAUUUUAAAUAAAACAAUACGAGUCGAUCAUGUUACCGAUUAUAAAAUGCCUAAAGAUUCGAAAAAAAUUGAUAACGAAACUAGGAAAUUGCAUGAAGAAGGUUGCGCGCCACGAGUAGUUGAUGUUAAACCGGUUAUUAAACGGGAGGAUGAGUUUAGGGAGACUCUAGCUGAUCAAAUUGUUAAUGAUAUUAAAUUACCACCUCGGUUGCCCAUUUAUGUAACAGAAAUUAAACAAGAAAAAGUUGAUGAAGAAAAAACUGAAAGAGAGGAAAAGAAAGAUAAAAAGAAAAAGAAGCAUAAAAAGGAAAAGAAGAAGAAAAAGAGUAAAAAGAGGAGGAAAUCUAGUGAUUCCUCGAGCUCAGAAGAUGAUUUAGAUGAAAGAAAACAUAAAAAACGAUAGAAAUAUAAGUUUAUUAUUAAUUAAUUGCUUUAUUGA
This is a messenger RNA of Onthophagus taurus, 818 nucleotides long. Its product is annotated as RNA-binding motif protein, X-linked 2. Gene Ontology annotation, cellular component: precatalytic spliceosome; U2 snRNP; catalytic step 2 spliceosome. The record is from RefSeq and is a predicted model, not a curated record. Lineage: Eukaryota; Metazoa; Arthropoda; Insecta; Coleoptera; Scarabaeidae. Gene Ontology annotation, molecular function: RNA binding. Gene Ontology annotation, biological process: mRNA splicing, via spliceosome.